CUUCGGUGCCAUGGAGAACUGGGGGCUCGUCACGUACAGGGAGCGGGCGCUGCUGGUGGACGAGGCCGAGAGCUCGGCAGCUGCGCAGCGCUACGCCGUCACGACGAUGGCGCACGAGCUGGCCCACCAGUGGUUCGGCGACCUCGUCACGCCGGACUUCUGGAACGUGCUCUGGCUGAAGGAGGGCUUCGCCACCUACUGGGCCUACCACACCGACCUGGGUCUGGUGACGGACUGCUGGGGGCUGAGGGAGCACUUCCUGGUGGAGCAGAUGGCCACCGCGCUGGACGCCGACGCCUCAGAGUCCACCCACGCGCUCACCUCCGCCCCGGACACGGCCGCCCUCUACGACGACAUUAGCUACUCCAAAGGUGGUUCAAUCCUACGUAUGUUCAGCAACUGGCUGGGUGAAGAUCAAUUCAACAAGGCACUGAACACAUACCUCCUAAAUAGGAUGUACAGUAGUGCACUGCCGGAGGACUUGUUUGCUGCAGUGGCGGAGGAGGGAUACCCGGAGCUGGCGGACUAUAUGGAGACCUGGACCACCACACCUGGCUUCCCAGUCAUCAACGUCACCCGUGAGGGGAAGAAUGCCACCCUGGCACAGGCCAGGUACCUGCUGAAGCGCCCAGAGAACAGCACUUACUCCACUCCUUGGCCCUCACUCGUCUCCUAUGUGGUGGGCACAGACUUCCAGCAGACAGCCACCAAGAGUGUAUGGGUCAUGGGGGAGGAACCAACCACCAUAGACGGUUUAGCAGCGGAGGAGCCACUGUUCCUCAACCUCAACUGGACAGGCUUCUUCCGCAUCAACUACGAUGCUGCAAGCUGGCGACUGAUCCAGGAGCAACUGACAUCCAACCACCUGGCAGUCCCACGGGAGACGCGCGCCCAGUUGGUGUCUGAUGUGUUCAGCCUGGCACGUUCCGACCAUCUGGACUAUGAGCUGGCCCUCAACUUCUCACUAUACCUGUACCAGGAGGAGGACUACCUGCCGUGGGCCAUCGCCUUCCGCGUCUUCGACUACCUGGACACUUUCCUCAUCUCCACUGGACACUACCCUGCAUUUCAGAGCUACGUGAAGUCCCUCCUCGAACGGUUUUAUUGGACGCUGACAUUCUCUACACGCCCGGACGACGACCACAUGACGAGGUCACUGCGUGCGGGGGUGGGGAAGUGGCUGUGCCGUGUGCGUGACUCCUCCUGCCUCGACUACGCGUGGCAGCUCGCGCAGGCCGCAUCCAGUCCCUCAGAUGCCAAUGUGGACCCGGACAUGCGAGCGGCCGUGUACUGCGAGUGGGCGACAGACAACGCCCAUUGGGAAGCGCUGUGGCAGCACUACCUGCAGACUAAUGUCACCACAGAGAAACAGGAGGUGCUCUCCGCUCUAGGCUGCUCCCAGGAUGAGGCGAAGCUCAACACGUAUCUGGGUUAUACCCUGGAAAAAGACAAAAUCAAGCCACAGGAUGCGCAGACUGUUUUUACGAGCGUUUGUACAACACCUGUGGGAGUGAAAGUUGCAACUGACUUCAUUGUAAACAACGCUGAAGCCUUUGCACAGAGCAGAUAUGCAGAAAAGAUCAUAUCAGGACUUGCAAAGAGAGUUACAACAGAAGAGCAGCUUACCCAGCUACAGUCCCUCCAGUCACUCGAGGCACUGCAAAAGAUAAAUUCGACUGUGGAUUCUGCCAUAUCAGCUGCGACAGCACAGGUGGAGUGGGCAGACUCCCAUAUCAGUACUAUUGGCAGCUGGCUGGAGGGAGGCAAUUUCUUUCCAUCUGGCACUUCGAGAAUGUCUUACAACGUGAUGGCCAUCAUACCUGUUAUUUCUGUGGUGCUUCUCAGUACCAGUUUUUGUGUGUUUUAAGAUGACCAUUGUGUCCCACAAAGUUGUGGUUAUUCCAGUGUGGAGUUUUAAUUAUGUUUUGUUGGAGUAUGAAAUUUUAAAUCACCUGACAAUUUACGCAGUAAAUGAUACUGUGGAGCUUGGACUGUAUGGUACAAAAAUUUAUUCAACCAAGCUUCCUAAAAAAAUAAAUUUGUUGUGACAGUUGUUUGUUGUAUUUCAGCUUUACAUGUAUUUAGAAAUGCUGUCACAUUAUUUUCUUUUUGGUAAAUUCAUUUCAAUCAGUUAUCACUCAUUUCCAUCGGGGUUUUAUUCUUGAUGCUAGCAGUCAAUUACAGUUAUUAUUACUGUUACCAAGUUUGUCAUUCAUGGUCAGUAGUGCACCAAGAUUACAAUUUCAAGAUGUGCUGAAUAUAAUAAUGUAGACACUAAAAUUUAUAGUAAAUGUUCAUAGUACAGUUCUGCCACUCUGUUAAAGUACAUUUAAUCCAUCUGUUUUUGUACUAACAUGGAAAUUCAGUCAAGUGUAGUGGUAACUGUCUUGGACCACAUCUUGAUAAUGUUUU
Schistocerca serialis cubense is the source of this 2412-nucleotide messenger RNA. Its product is annotated as aminopeptidase N-like. The coding region runs from base 11 to 1867 and encodes 618 amino acids. Gene Ontology annotation, cellular component: cytoplasm. The transcript is spliced from 12 exons. Gene Ontology annotation, molecular function: zinc ion binding; metalloaminopeptidase activity; peptide binding. The record is from RefSeq and is a predicted model, not a curated record. Lineage: Eukaryota; Metazoa; Arthropoda; Insecta; Orthoptera; Acrididae. Gene Ontology annotation, biological process: proteolysis; peptide catabolic process.